UUCAGUAAGAUAUCGACGUUUCAACGAAGUGUAUCGAUUUUAUAGAAUUAUUAUACUUACACUAAAGUGAAGACGCUAUUUGUCCUCUAAGCGAACCAAACAUGUCGACGAUACCUGACUCAUUUUGCUGUCCAAUUACUCUUGCCUUAAUGGACGAUCCUGUUUGUGACAAAGAAGGGAAUUCCUACGAGAAAUCAGCUAUUUUGGAUUGGAUCAGUAGACACGGCUGCUCACCCAUCACACGAUCUCCAAUGGAAGCAACUGAUCUUGUACCAAACCGAGCAUUGAAAGAUAUGAUUUUGGAAUACUUUAAGAAGCCAACACCACCUAAAGUCGUUGCAACUGAUUCGUCUCAAAACAUUGAUCCAGACAACAUCGAAAUGCGAACAUUCGUUGACAAAUCAAAGAUGCUAAUUACCAUAGACCCAGGUAAUUCGCAGGUGAGAACGUUUCUCGAUGUGUCUUGUGUGAUUGAUGUGUCUGGAUCGAUGGACUGUGAAGCUACACUUGUAGGCGAAAAUAACCAGCGUGAAUCGUUCGGACUUACGGUACUGGACAUUGUAAAACAUGCUGUUACAACGGUUAUAACAUCACUGAGCUCAAAUGAUCGUUUAGCAAUAGUCACGUUUUCCGAUUCAGCACAAAUAGUGCUACCGCUCACCCAUAUGGACGAACGUGGACAAAAUGCAGCUAUAACGAUCUUGAAAGGAUUACGCUCAGAUGCUAGCACUAAUCUUUGGGCUGGUCUAGAAAAAGGACUGGACGUUUUGAAUACGAAUGACGACAAAAGUGAAUAUAAUCGGAUCUCUACAGUCAUGUUAUUUACUGACGGCGAGCCGAAUAUAAUUCCACCACGGGGACAUCUACCAAUGCUUCAAAUGUACAAGGAUCGGCUCGGAGCUCUUCCGGGAAUUAUCAAUACAUUUGGAUUCGGUUACAAUUUGGACAGUGAAUUGUUGAAUAGCUUGGCGAAAGCUGGUCAAGGAGGCUAUUUUUUCAUUCCGGACUGCAGUUUCGUCGGUACAAUAUUUGUGCAUGCAAUUGCUAAUCUGAAGGUCACAAUUGCAAAUACUUGUCGACUCACAAUUGAACCUUUGAAUGGGACUGUAUUUGUGGAUCCGGGUAAAGAUUUGGGUGAAUAUUUAACCGCCUCCGAUACUUGGGGAAUCACAGUUGAUAUCGGAUCGAUUCAAACUGGCCAAACGAAAGACAUUUUACUUCAGAUGAGUAAUCUACCACAAAAAGGCACCGUGUGUGCAUUGAUCAAUCUGAAUACUAAAACUCGAACCAAUAACCUGCUUACCUUGUCAGCGGAAUGUGAUUCAUCCUCAUCGAAUGAUCGUAUCCUACCAACUUACUAUCGAUACAAAUUCGUUGAUGUUAUGAAAAAUGCCAUGAGAUUGGUGGCUGAUGGGGGCGAUUUCGUAUUGGAGGCGAAUACAUUGGUACAGAAUUUGAUCAAGGAAAUAGAAAAUUCGCCUUCCCAUGAGGAAAGUUCCGCACUCUUACAGGAUAUAAAGGGCCAAGUAUUGGAAGCCAUUAAACCAGAUUAUUUCCGAAGAUGGGGACGUCACUAUCUGCCAUCGUUAAUGUAUGCUCACAUUUAUCAAGUCUGUAAUAAUUUCAAAGAUAUUGGGCCUCAGGUAUAUGGUGGUUCAUUAUUUAAGCUGUUACGAGACGAAGCUGACACUCUAUUUUCGAAUCUACCUCCGCCAAAACCAUCUCAGAAUGUUACUCUAUUAUCUGGUCCGCUGGUUCAGCAACAGCAACUGUCGAAUGUUAGAUCAAAGUUUUCAAUGCGACUGUUUAACAGUUCCAGAAACGUUUGCUUCCAUGGAAAUGGUAUGGUUCGACUGUUCGGUGGUAAAACGAAGAAGGUAGAAUCAAUAGUCAAAGGAGACAGAGUUGAAUCUAUGAAUGGAACAGUAGCUACGGUCAUUUGUGUGAUUGAAACAAAAGUUGCCGAGGGAAUCACGCAACUAUCAAACUGUAAAUCCGAAAAUGGCUUGUCUACUUUGCUCAUAACACCCUGGCAUCCGAUUCGACUGAGCCAGUCGCAAGACUGGAUUUUUCCAAUAUCAAUUGCAGAGCCGAAAUCCGUACAGUGCGGAGCAGUAUACAAUUUUGUUUUGGAUGGACAACAUAUCGUCAAUGUUGAUGGCAUUGAUUGCGUUACCCUGGGACAUUCGUUCGUUGAUUCAGUAUGUGCUCAUGAAUAUUUCGGUACAGAACGUGUGAUCAGUGACUUAAAAGCCAUGAGAGGAUACUCAAAUGGUUUGGUACGAUUGAGUGGAGUGCAGAGAGAUCCAAUUACAUCUAAAGUAGUUGGUAUCAUUGAAGGCUGAACAAUUAUGACAAAAAAUAUUCGAUAAACUUUAGGUUUUAUAGCAAAGUGUAUGUUUAACCUGAAUAUUUUGCAGCAUAGCUCUGCUUCUAGCAGUUCUAGCAUUAAUCUAAGAAAUAUUUGGAGGCUUAUGCAUCCUAAGAUAGGAGUCAUACAUAUUUGAAAAUUUAAAGGUUUUUGGAAAAAUAAGUGUUCGUGCUAGAAGCAGUGCUAUGUUUGAAGACAAAAUAUUCAUUGGUCAUUGACCCGAUGAAGUAAUAAAUUAAAUUUUCUGACAUUUAAGU
Molecule: messenger RNA, 2628 nt
Organism: Bradysia coprophila
Lineage: Eukaryota; Metazoa; Arthropoda; Insecta; Diptera; Sciaridae
Biological process (GO): protein ubiquitination
Molecular function (GO): ubiquitin-protein transferase activity
Source: RefSeq, a predicted model, not a curated record